AUUAUAUAGGUAUAUCUGUAUUCUGCCUCCACUGUACAUGCGUUGCGCGAUUCAUGGAGUAGUGGAAUAAAAUCAAUCUUUUGUUUGUUUUAGAAAAUCCAAUUUCUGUCCGCCUGUUGGAAAUUGGGUACUCAGUGUCUCAGCCAGUCAGUGGUCACUUUGUUGACGAAAAAAGAAAUGUGUCCUUAGUCAGUCUCCAACGAGUAGAAGAUGUCAGAAUAAUCGCAUCGAGGGUCGAGAAUGCUACGGCUGGUUUCUCAUCACAGAUUCAAAAGAUAGUUGGUGUUCAGGACAAUGAGUUUUUCUAAGAUUGAUGCGAAUACCAUUCGGUGUGUUGCCUAGAGGCGAUUUAUCAUUAAGGAUUCAUAUAUUAUAAACUGACGAAAAAAUGGCGGUCAAAAAACACGAGUUGGUACAUGAUAACCGUAAUCAAUUGGAUCUUCAAGCUUUAGAGCAAUACAUUCAGCUGAUGAACGAUCAGACUAACUACAAGCCACCACCUCAGGAACUUGUCAAAAAUUGUCAGGAUAUUGUGAAAUGUCUUGCUCGUGCAUCUGGAAAUGAGGAACAACUGUGGACCCUUCUGCAGACUGUGGAAGAGUACUUGCUGCGAAUUGUGAACACAGUUCACAGUUCUAUACGUCAUGAGAUUGUGACGGCAAUCCUUGACAAGUUUUACACUUUCAUCUCAGAUCCCCAAUCGGAUGCGUGUCCCGCUACCUCUGUAGUGCUGAUCGUGCUGGACUGCUCCGACACGGAGGGCACAUUGUCUGCUGCGCGCUGGCUUGUGCAGCAAGGUGACAAUGGUCCGGCUGGAGCGGGUCUUAGAGCUUCUCUUUCUUGCCUUUAUUGCUGGUUGUACGAGUGGCACGGGACUCCGGCGCUUGGGGAUUGGGUGAUGGCUUUUAUUAAAGCCCUGGAGGAAAAUGAAAGAUUUGACAUACUGAUCGAAGUGUCUGUUGACAAUUUGGGUCGCCUUUUCUUAGCUUUGGAUGAUCCGGUGACCCUACGACAGUCAGUCGCCGACGUGAUUUUCCAUGUGCUGGCAUCACUGCGUGAAUCCACAGAUGCAUUUAACAGGAUUGCCCCGCAUAUUGGACGUGUUUUGGCUAACCUCGCCACUGACAGCGGACAGUGGAGUCGCCAGCUACUGCAAAACUUAGUGGACAUUCUUACGGCCACUGUAGACGGUCUGGUUGAUUCUCUGAAAGGCGAAGCCCAAGAUAUGUUCAAGGAUAAAUAUCAGGACGUGAUCUUGUGCCUGGAGCGUCACAUGGCCUCUCGUGGAUGUCGGUUCCUGCAGCAGACCCCAUGGCGGGCGCGGAACGUGUGCUUGACCAGCGUCAACACUCAUGCUCCCAUGAGGAAGGUCGGACUCCUGAACCUGGGCAACACCUGCUACAUGAACAGCGUGAUGCAAGCUCUACUGGUCACCAGGCAGUAAGUAAUAUUCAACUGUAGUAGCAUUUAUUAUUGAUGGUUUUUGUCGAGACUAAUUUUUUUCUAAACAUGU
This is a messenger RNA of Trichoplusia ni (cabbage looper), 1513 nucleotides long. It is a transcript of the gene DUBAI, whose product is annotated as ubiquitin carboxyl-terminal hydrolase 35-like. The transcript is spliced from 8 exons. The record is from RefSeq and is a predicted model, not a curated record. Gene Ontology annotation, biological process: protein deubiquitination. Lineage: Eukaryota; Metazoa; Arthropoda; Insecta; Lepidoptera; Noctuidae. Gene Ontology annotation, molecular function: cysteine-type deubiquitinase activity. The coding region runs from base 389 to 1444 and encodes 351 amino acids.